ACACAUGCAAAAGGGAUGUGUCUUCAGAUAGGUUUGUCAUUUCAAUUUCCCCUGCUGCAUUGGGCCACGGAGAGUAAAGCACCUGUGGAGGCUGAUCCCAAUGGCAGCAUGGUGCUGCUCAAAAAGGAGAAGCCGGAAAUGGAGCCAAGAGGCCAGUGGAGUAAUAAAAUGGAGUUUAUGCUCUCCAUGGCUGGGGAGAUCAUCGGCCUGGGCAAUGUCUGGAGAUUCCCUUAUCUCUGUUACAAAAAUGGAGGUGGUGCCUUCUUUAUCCCCUACCUCAUCUUCCUCUUCACCUGUGGGAUCCCAGUGUUCUUCCUGGAGACAGCGCUAGGGCAAUACACCAGCCAGGGAGGGGUCACCGCCUGGCGGAAGAUCUGCCCUCUCUUUGAAGGAAUUGGAUACGCCUCACAAGUCAUCGAAUCCUAUCUGAAUAUCUACUACAUUGUCAUCCUGUCCUGGGCUAUCUUCUACCUGUUCAGCUCCUUUACUGCUGUGCUUCCCUGGGCCACCUGUAAUAAUCCUUGGAACUCAGAUCGCUGCGUGGACUUUCUGAAUCACUCUAACAUGGAGAACUGGACAGCGUCUGCUAAUGCCACCUCCCCCGUUACUGAGUUCUGGGAGAAGCGAGUCCUGGGACUCACAGACGGUAUUCACAAUCUGGGCACUGUGCGCUGGGAGCUGGCUCUCUGCCUCCUGUUCGCCUGGGUCAUCUGCUACUUCUGCAUCUGGAAGGGAGUCAAGUCCACAGGCAAAGUUGUUUACUUCACUGCCACGUUUCCCUACUUGAUGCUUUUUAUCUUGCUUCGAGGGGUCACCCGGCCUGGUGCUGCUGAGGGAUCACGUUCUAACCUGAAGCCAGACAUUUCCAGGCUUGCAGACCCACAGGUGUGGAUGGAUGCAGGCACUCAGAUCUUCUUCUCUUAUGCUAUCUGCCAGGGGUGCCUGACAGCUUUGGGCAGCUACAACAAGUACAAUAACAACUGUUACAGGGACUGCUUCAUGCUAUGUUUCCUGAAUAGUGCCACCAGCUUUGUGGCCGGCUUUGCUAUCUUCUCUGUGCUGGGCUUCAUGGCACAAGAACAGGGUGUGCCCAUUUCAGAAGUGGCUGAGUCAGGUCCGGGCCUAGCAUUCAUUGCAUAUCCAAAGGCUGUAACGAUGAUGCCUGUGUCUCAGCUCUGGUCCUGCCUAUUCUUUCUUAUGCUGAUCUUCCUGGGACUAGACAGCGAGUUCGUCUGUGUUGAGAGCCUGGUGACGGCCAUUGUCGACAUGUACCCAAAAGUUCUCCAGAGGAAAGGGCACCGGGAGCUACUGAUCCUGGCCAUUGCAGUCACAUGCUACCUGCUUGGGCUGAUGCUAGUCACUGAGGGUGGAAUGUACGUCUUCCAGCUGUUUGAUUAUUAUGCUGCCAGUGGUACAUGCCUACUGUUCCUGGCCAUCUUUGAAGCCAUCUGUGUUGGCUGGGUAUAUGGUGCGGACCGUUUCUAUGACAACAUCGAGGACAUGAUUGGUUAUCGGCCGUGGCCACUGGUUAAGAUGUGUUGGCAGGUUGUCACCCCUGGUGUUUGCCUGGCGACCUUCCUAUUUUCACUGAUCAAGUACACCCCCCUCAAAUACAACAACUGGUACAUGUACCCUCUGUGGGGCUACACUCUGGGCUGGUUGAUGGCUCUCUCUUCCAUGAUCUGCAUUCCACUCUACAUCAUUUUCAUUCUGCUGAAAACCAGGGGAUCACUAAAGAAGAGGCUAAAGCAACUCACUUCCCCAGCGGAGGACUUGCCUCAGCCAAAGAAGCACCGGAUUAGCGUGUCUGAACCAUUGCAGAGCCCCGAAGCAGAAUACAGGAUCUCAUCCCCAUCAGCCAAGGAAGUGCUCAUAAUCACAGAGAAGGAAACCCACUUGUAAAGCAUAUGGGAAAGGAUUUCGCCUUUGCAUUCUGGAGUGAUUCCCCCUCUUGUUCCUGAGGUGGCUUCUCUUCACACCUGGGACAAUGCACUCUUCAUUUCUCCCCUGCACACCUGAGGCAGAGCCAUCCUAGUCAGUGACUCUGGGACAUCCUUCUCCCUCCCCAGGUUUAUCAGGUAGUUGACUAUACAGACUUGGGACGGCAGUUCUUUUGACACCCCUGAGACAGCUCUCUCCUUCUGCACCUGGGAAAGUGCAGUGUGACUUCACCAGAGGCACUUUAGAGCCCUGACACUGAAAAAAGGAACAGUAGAUAUAAAAUAAUGGGGAAAGGGAAUUGCAAAGAGUAGAGAGGUUCAGAAGUGAAGUCAGGAAGGUAAAGGCACAAAAUGAGGGGGUGUGAGCAAAAGGAACAAGUUAAAUGGUUUAUAAGUACAUAAAAAGCAGGAGGCUGACAAAGGAAAGUGCACAGGUAGGUCACCUACAUACCAGGGAGAGAGAGCCCAUCACAUACUAAAGAGGCUGCAGUGCUGAGUAGCUCUUUGGCUUCAGCUGUCACUCUAAGGGUGAGUGACAAGAUACUUAACAUAAUCAUAGAUAAUGAGGAAAGAGAGAGACCAGACUCAGGAUGGAACAGGCUGACGGAUAUCUGGGUAAUUGCGCUAAUUCAAAUCAAUAUGCGCCAGUGAAAUUCAUCCUAAAGAGCAUGAGGCUAGCAGAGAUCUGGCGAUUCUUUUGGGGAGAGCCUGGAGUGCAGGGGAGGUCCCACAAUACUGGUCAAGAGUAAACAUAGCACAUAGGGGCCAAAAGGGGCUCCAGGAAUUACACACGAGAAAGCUUAACUUCAUUGCCUGCAGCUGGCUAGAAGAAUCAACAGAGAUGUCAAUAGGCCUGUUUCCCUACUACGCUGCACUUUGUGGUGUCAUUUACACCAGGGCAAGUGAUAACACAUCAGAAUGGUGCUUUUUACACCACUUUGCCCUGGUGUAAAUGACUGCACAUAGUGCAAUCAGGCUCAAAACCUGAGCACCUCCAGGCAAAUACAUGAUAAAUAAUAAGGCAAUGAAUAGCCAAGAUGAAUUAAUCAGAAAAAAGUAAUGCCAAAGUAUCUUAAUCUCUUUCUUUGACAGGAUAAUGCCCAAAAGAAAUGCAGAGACAGGGCCAUCCUUAGGAUUUAUGGGGUCCUACGCAGUAUUAUUAAACUGGUGCCCCUAUGCCUGACUUGGGGCACAGCCACCACCCCAGCCCACGGACACCCAGAACCACACCCUCUCCCCAUUGCUGAUACACACCGAGCUUCAUACGCAGCAGAUGCUGCAGCAGCCCGGGCUUGCAGCCUUGGGGGGAGGGACGAGGCAGCAAAGGAUACCAAGUGGCCCAGCCUGCCUCAUGGUGGCGGACAGGCAGUUUCCUGCCCUGUACACUCUCUCUUAUGCAGAAUGUGCCGCGCCGGUCGGCUCUGUGAAUACGGACUCUGCCUAAGGAGAGUGCAGCACAUGCUGGGUGUGUGGGAACCGACCCGCUCUUACCUGCUGUCCUGGUGAUGCCCCAAAUUUUUGGGUGCCUUACGCAGCCACAUAUGCCUCAUAGACUCUAGGACUGGAAGGGACCUCGAGAGGUCAUCGAGUCCAGUCCCCUGCCCUCAUGGCAGGACCAA
Gopherus evgoodei (Goodes thornscrub tortoise) is the source of this 3559-nucleotide messenger RNA. Its product is annotated as sodium- and chloride-dependent betaine transporter-like. Gene Ontology annotation, biological process: sodium ion transmembrane transport. The record is from RefSeq and is a predicted model, not a curated record. Gene Ontology annotation, cellular component: membrane. NCBI's taxonomy places the organism in Eukaryota, Metazoa, Chordata, Testudines, Testudinidae.